Molecule: messenger RNA, 3381 nt
Organism: Cucurbita maxima (winter squash)
Lineage: Eukaryota; Viridiplantae; Streptophyta; Magnoliopsida; Cucurbitales; Cucurbitaceae
Product: protein transport protein SEC23
Exons: 6
Coding region: 507-3128 (873 amino acids)
Biological process (GO): endoplasmic reticulum to Golgi vesicle-mediated transport; intracellular protein transport; COPII-coated vesicle cargo loading
Cellular component (GO): COPII vesicle coat; endoplasmic reticulum exit site
Molecular function (GO): GTPase activator activity; zinc ion binding
Source: RefSeq, a predicted model, not a curated record
AUUUUAAUUAACAGAGAAACAGGGUAGUUGAGUUUUCACCGUAGAACUCGGCCACAUUGCUGUCUGACGGGUUACGCGGCUCCCGAGAAAUCCAAUUGCAACGGCGGUUCGCUCCCUUUCCGGUCUCUGCGAAGUCAGACUCACUGUGUUCACGACGAACGCUUCUUUACAUUAGAUUUGAGAGCGUUUCCGAUUCGCCAUGAUCCCCAACUUCGUUUUCCUUUCAGGUUAAACGAAUUUGACCUGAUUUUCGCUUCGUUCAAGAGUAAUGGUUUGAUUCCUUUCAUCUGAUUGGUCUUCGUUUUCGUGUUCUUGUUCGGAUUAUUUACAAUGCAUCUGGAUUCGUUGGGCUGGUGUUCAAUCGAUUUCCUCCCUCCCCUGGAGUUCUUUCUUGGCUCGUCUUAGGAGUUUUUCCCUUUUCGAUUACUUGAUCGUUUCUGCCAUAUCAUUUCCGAUCGUUGUCUCAGUCGUCGCUUUCGGAUUCUUUCUUUUCGUUUGUUUUCAUAAUGGCCUAUUCAGCGCAGUCUUCCCCUGGAUUCUCUGCCAACUUCCCAGCCCCGCUAUCCGAUACUCCAACGCCUAGCGCUGAGACAAAUCCAAUGCCUUCGCCUUUAAUCUCGACAGGAACGUCAAGAUUUCCUCCAAAUUUCCAACCGGAUCGGAUGCCAUCUCCUUCCAUCAGAACGCCAGCCGCACCCUCAUCGGCAAAUGGAAUUAAAACUGGCAGUCCCAUUCCUCAUUUGAGUACUCCCCCUGGACCUCCUAUUUUUACUUCUCCCAUCCGGCCUGCUGCUGUGCCCUUUCGUACUUCACCGGCAUCUCCCCAGGCAAUUGUCUUCUCUUCUGGUUCGUCCUUACCAGCUUCUACACCUCCACAUUUUUUGAAUGCAUCGACCGGGUUGCAACACCAGAUAUCUGAUGUUUCAGAGGACUCGGUGCCUCUUGGGGAAUCGCCAUAUGUUCUAUUUUCUUCGCAGAAGGUGCUGAAGCAGAAGAAACAAGCUAAUGUUCCUAGUUUGGGUUUUGGAGCACUAGUUUCUCCUGGGAGGGAGGUUUCAUCAGGUCCUCAAGUAAUACAGCGUGAGCCCCAUCGUUGCCCGAGCUGUGGAGCUUAUUCGAAUCUGUAUUGCAAUAUCUUAAUUGGUUCAGGUCAGUGGCAGUGUGUAAUUUGUCGGAAGCUGAAUGGAAGCGAGGGGGAAUACGUAGCGCCAAGCAAAGAAGAUCUUUGUCAUUUUCCGGAACUGUCAUCAUCUAUGGUUGAUUUUGUGAGAACUGGGAGCAGGAGACCAGGAUUUAUUCCAGCUUCUGAUUCAAGAACGUCUGCACCCGUUAUUCUGGUUAUUGACGAGUCUUUAGAUGAGCCUCAUCUGCAGCAUCUCCAGAGCUCCUUGCAUGCUUUUAUUGAUUCAGUUUCCCCCACAACAAGAAUUGGAAUUAUACUGUAUGGCCGUACUGUAUCAGUAUAUGAUUUUUCAGAAGAAUCUGUUGCCUCUGCUGAUGUGCUUCCUGGUGAUAAAUCGCCAACACCGGAGUCUUUGAAAGCGUUAAUUUAUGGAAUGGGGAUAUAUUUAUCACCAAUGCACGCCUCACUCCCUGUAGCACAUACAAUAAUUUCAUCACUGAGGCCUUACAAAUCAAGCAUUCCAGAAGCCUCUAGAGAUAGGUGCCUUGGUACUGCAGUUGAAGUUGCUCUUGCCAUAAUCCAAGGACCUUCUGCUGAAGUUUCUCGAGGAGUGGUUAGAAGGUCGGGGGCUAAUAGUAGAAUUAUUGUGUGUGCUGGUGGACCUAAUACAUUUGGCCCUGGGUCAGUUCCCCAUUCUGUCGGUCACCCAAAUUACCUGCACAUGGAAAAAACUGCUUUAAAUUGGAUGGAACAUCUUGGGGGUGAGGCUCAUCGACAAAAUACGGUGGUUGAUAUUCUAUGUGCUGGAACUUGCCCUGUAAGAGUUCCUAUCUUGCAGCCUCUUGCAAAAGCUUCUGGUGGUGUUUUGGUUCUUCAUGAUGACUUCGGGGAGGCCUUUGGUGUAAACUUGCAGAGGGCAUCUGCUAGGGCUGCAGGCUCUCAUGGUUUAUUAGAAGUACGAUGUUCUGAUGACAUUCUAAUCACCCAAGUUGUUGGUCCGGGGGAAGAGGCACACGUUGACACACAUGAAACCUUCAAAAACGACACCUCUCUUUACAUUCAAAUGCUAAGUGUAGAAGAAGCCCAAAGCUUCUCACUCUCCAUGGAGACUAAGAGAGAUAUAAAGAGUGAUUUUGUAUUUUUCCAGUUUGUUGUACAAUAUUCAAAUGUUUAUCAAGCUGACAUAUCAAGAGUAAUGACUAUUCGAUUGCCUACUGUUGAUAGCUUAUCAGAAUAUCUUGGAAGUGUUCAAGGUGAAAUAGCUUCAGUCCUUAUUGCCAAGAGGACUGCCUUGCAAGCUAAAACCCAGUCUGAUGCAGUAGAGAUGCGGGCUACAAUAGAUGAAAGAGUAAAAGAUAUUGCUUUGAAAUUUGGGACCCCGUCACCGAAGUCAAAAAAUUAUCGGUUUCCCAAGGAACUAUCUUCAAUGCCGGAGCUUCUGUUCCAUUUGAGAAGAGGCCCUCUUCUUGGAAGCAUUGUUGGUCAUGAAGAUGAAAGGUCUGUAUUGAGACACUUGUUUUUGAACGCAUCCUAUGAACUUUCCCUCCGCAUGGUAGCCCCUCGCUGUUUAAUGCACCGGGAAGGGGGUACUUUUGAAGAGCUUCCAGCAUAUGACCUAGUUAUGCAGUCAGAUGCUGCUGUUGUUCUUGACCAUGGAACAGAUGUGUUCAUUUGGCUGGGUGCUGAGCUUGCAGCUGAAGAAGGAAAAAGUGCAGCUGCUUUAGCAGCUUGCAGAACACUAGCAGAAGAGCUUACUGAAACAAGGUUUCCGGCUCCCAGGAUUCUUGCAUUCAAGGAGGGGAGCUCUCAGGCUCGGUAUUUUGUUUCUCGGCUGAUACCAGCACACAAGGACCCUCCUUACGAACAGGAGGCGAGAUUUCCACAACUUAGAACAUUGUCCACAGAGCAGCGGACAAAGCUGAAAAGUAGUUUUUACCACUUCGAUGAUCCCAGUUUCGUUGAGUGGAUGCGAAGUUUGAAGUUGAUCCCACCAGAACCAAGUUAAAAGUAGUAAGUAGUAGGAUUCUUGUCUUUUCUUCUCUACUUUCUUUUCAAACUUCUCUUUAUUUUUUAGUGGUGUCUGUUGGCGGUUAUAGGAUCUUUCUCCUUCCACCCACCCUUUCCUCUCCCUCUUCUUCUUCUACAGGAAAAUUUCAUACCGACUGAACAAAUUCGGCAUUUUGUAUUUUGCUCUUACGGACGGUUACAAUAAGCCCUUUUGGACUAACAAUUAUUCCAUGCUUUUACAUGCUAACGUU